Molecule: messenger RNA, 975 nt
Organism: Aureobasidium namibiae CBS 147.97
Lineage: Eukaryota; Fungi; Ascomycota; Dothideomycetes; Dothideales; Saccotheciaceae
Product: glutathione S-transferase
Exons: 3
Coding region: 1-975 (324 amino acids)
Cellular component (GO): cytoplasm
Molecular function (GO): glutathione transferase activity
Source: RefSeq, a predicted model, not a curated record
AUGUCUACAAAAGAAGACCUCAAAGCGUUUGCGGACAAGGAUGGCCAUUUCCGAAGACAGCCGUCCAAGUUUCGUGACUGGAUCUCUAGCGAAGCCGGAGCCAGGUUCCCACCCGAGAAAGAUCGUUAUGUCCUUUACAUCAACUGGGGAUGUCCCUGGGCAAACCGCACAGCGAUUGUUCGCAUGCUCAAGGGACUCGAGAACAUCAUCGAACUAGUCGUGAUGGACUAUAUCAUGUUCGCCGAAGGCUGGGGCUACAGCGGCCGCGACGGAACAGCUGAAAAGGAUCCUUUCUACGGAUUCACCCGUCACCGCCAACUCUACGAGAAAGCAGAAGCUGGCUAUGAGGGCCGUGUUCUAGUGCCUACACUCUGGGACAAGAAGAACGAAACCAUUGUCAACAAUGAAAGUUCAGAGAUCAUCCGCAUGUUCUAUACCGAGUUCGACGACUUGCUCCCUGAAGAAUUCCAAGAGAAGAGUCACCCUGGAGGCGGAUACUAUCCUGCAUCACUGAAGGGGCAAAUUGACCAGUUCAACGAGUGGGUAUACGACACUAUCAACAACGGCGUGUAUAAGUGUGGCUUUGCCAGCUCACAGGAAGCCUAUGACAAGAACGUCGUCAUUCUAUUCGACAGCCUCGAUCGCGUGGAAGGCCAUCUUGAAAAAUCAGAUGGCCCAUUCUUGUUCGGCAAACGUGUUACCGAAGCAGAUAUCAGAUUGUACCCUUCGAUUGCGAGAUUCGAUGUUGCUUACCACACCAUCUUCAAAUGCAAUAUGAAGAUGAUCAGACACGAUUAUCCGAAUAUCGAUAAGUGGUAUCGGAAUAUCUACUAUGACGAGGGAGACGAAACUAGAGGAGGUGCGUUCAGGAAGGCGACGCACUGGGAUGCUAUAAAAUUCGGAUAUGCAGGGGCGAAAAAGAUGGAAGUGGUACCCAAAGGACCUGUGCCUGAUAUUCUACCUAAGGAUGCCUAG